This is a messenger RNA of Aureobasidium vineae, 363 nucleotides long. The record is from the annotation of a GenBank genome assembly. Lineage: Eukaryota; Fungi; Ascomycota; Dothideomycetes; Dothideales; Saccotheciaceae.
AUGUCUGGAACUGGCAACGUCGGUAACUCUGGUGUCUACGAGGCUGGUGACCAGAGAACCUACAAGGAUUCUGAGAUUGCCGAGCAGAAGCAGGAGGCCCGCUUCCACGAGGGCAAGGAGCACUCUCAUCAGGCCAACGACUCCAGUAAGAAGGACCACCUGCCGAUNGACGAGCGCACCAUCGCCAACAAGCUUGCCCGUGAGGAGAAGCGCGAGAACGAGGACGAGCAGGAGUCCCUCCAGACCCAGCAGCUCAAGAAGGACGCCACCCUUCCCCCCAGCAAGGGCGCCAAGAUCGACCAGGAGCUCGCUGAGGAGGACGCUGCCGCCCUCAAGGGCAAGGGCUCGUUCGGUCCCCAGUAA